Molecule: messenger RNA, 2065 nt
Organism: Ruditapes philippinarum (Manila clam)
Lineage: Eukaryota; Metazoa; Mollusca; Bivalvia; Venerida; Veneridae
Product: L-proline trans-4-hydroxylase-like
Exons: 9
Coding region: 104-982 (292 amino acids)
Source: RefSeq, a predicted model, not a curated record
UUUUGUAUCAUUCCCGUGACCGGAUUACACCGAUGCAUUGAAACGAAUAUAGCUAUAUACAUGAGAUAUUGGAUGCGGUCAAAGUACUUGGCAUAUCAAGAAAAUGUCGCUAAAAAGUUAUACCUUCAAAGAAGGGGAGUUUACUGUGACGGAUGAAAUGAAAACAGACUUUGGUCAAGAUGGAUUUGUUCUAGUCAAGAAUAUGUUUUCUAAUGAAGAAAUAAAACAUAUAGAGAAGGCUCUGGUCACAGGAUCAUUUGCAGAUUAUACACUAGGAAUACCGGAUGGCGACGGUAGAGAAGCUCACAUGAUUUUAUGGAACCACCCGGGUGUUGACGUCACAGGGAUGGUUGGUAGGUGCGAAAAGAUUGUCGACACGUGCGAACAGUUAAUUGGAGGUGAAGUUUACCACUACCAUACUAAAUUAAUGAAGAAACCAGCAAAAAUCGGGGGUAAACAUGUCUGGCACCAGGACUAUGGAUAUUGGUAUCAGAAUGGAUGUUUAUUCCCAAACAUGCUGACAGUAUUUAUAGCUGUUGACAAAUGUUCCAAGGAAAAUAGCUGUCUUCAGAUAAUGAAAGGGUCAAAUAGGUGUGGACGGAUUGAGCAUUUAAAGGUUGGAGGACAGGUUGGAGCGGACUUGGAGCGUGUUGAGGCACUUAGCGAAGCUUGUCCACUUCAAUAUGUCGAAAUGGAACCAGGUGAUGCACUAUUUUUUCACUGUAAUCUGUUACACUGUAGCGGGGCGAAUACUAGUGGUUUGAGACGAUGGGCAUUUCUUUGUGCGUACAAUAGAGCCGAUAAUAAUCCAGUGAAGGAACAUCACCAUCCCCAAUAUACACCUUUAAAAAAGGUACCAAAUUCAGCAAUUCUGGAAUGUAAGGACUUUACGACAAUGGAUGGGAAAUGGUUUCUUGAUCCAAAUGUUGAGAAAGACAUUACAGUAGAGUCUCGUGUUCUCUCGCGAGAAGAACAGUUGUGAUGAACUUUGCCUGCACUUCUUUAUUACGCCUGGUAACCGGGAAAAUUUAGCAAUUGUAUAAGGAAACAUUUUUGUUGCCAUUUUAAUUACUCGUUUACUAUUUGCUCAACUGUCACAAAGUGACAGGGUGAGCUUUUGUGAUCGCUUUUCGUCCGGCGUCCGUCCGUAAACUUUUACUUUAAACGACAUCUCCUCAAAAACCGCUAAGCCAAUUGCAACCAAACUUCACAGGAAUGUUCCUUUGGUAGUCACCUUAAAAAAUGUUCAAAGAAUUAAAUUUCAUGCAGAACUCUGGCUGCCAUGGCAACCAAAACACAACUUAAAAUAUCUUCUUUAAGAACAUUGUAGAAAACCCAAAAAGCUAGAGCUUAGAUAUUUGGCAUGGAGCAUCUUUUAGCUUUUAGUGAGUGUCUACCAAGUUUUGUUCAAAUAAAAGCCCUGAGGAUCAAUUUGACUCCGCCCCGGGGGUCAUUGAUUUUCCUAUAUGUAUAUAGUAAAAACGUUUAAAAAACCAAAGAGUUAGAGCUUAGAUAUUAAAGAUGAAACAUCUUCUAAUGUGUGUCUACCAAGCUUGUUCAAAUAAAAGCCCUAGGUUCAAAAUUUGCCCCGCCCCGGGGGUCAUUUAUUUUCCCUAUAUGUAUAUAGUAAAAACAAAUAAAAUCUUCUUUAAAAAACCCAAAGAGCUGGAGCUUUUUUUAUAUAUUUAGCAUGAAACAUCUUCUAAUGGGUGUCUACCAAGAUUGUUCAAAUAAAAGUUCUGGGGUCAAAAGUUGCCCCGCCCCCUGGGGGUCAUUGAUUUUCUUUAUAUGUACAUAGUAAAAACUUAAGAAAUCUUCUUUUAAAAACAACCAAUAAGCUAGAUUUCAGAUAUUAAGCAUGAAAAAAUCUUCUAUGUGUGUCUACCAAGUGUGUUCAAAUAAAAGCCCUGGGAUCAAAAUUGGCCCCGACCAUGGGGGAUAUUGAUUUUUCUUAUAUGUAUAUAGUUAAAACUUAAAAAAACAACUUUUUUUUAAAAAGCCCAAAGAGCUAGAGCAUAAUGUAUGAAAAGUCUUAUAGGUAGUGUCUACAAGUCUAUACAUGUAG